Messenger RNA from Tinamus guttatus (white-throated tinamou), 3378 nucleotides. The record is from RefSeq and is a predicted model, not a curated record. NCBI's taxonomy places the organism in Eukaryota, Metazoa, Chordata, Aves, Tinamiformes, Tinamidae.
AUGGGGGACUCAUGGUCCUCCGGAGAUUCCCUUCAUCAGUGCAAGUGCUAUUCCUUAAGAAUUGUGGUUGUCAUGAGUAACUGCGAUAUCCCUGGAGAACACUUAAGAAUCACAAGAUGGAUAGCUAGUUCAUGGUGGGGAGAUAGGUCCAAGAUCAAGGCAGGAAGUCAGUCUGCAGAUCAGGGCCCAGAUCACCAGGUUCGAAAACCAGACAUGGACAUGGCUGGGAUAAAGCUGGAGACAAGCACACCUACAGCACAGUUCAGGAAAGGACAGAAGGAUGAGGGUGAUGAUGAAUUGAGGCUGAUUAAUGGACCUGGUCCCUGCGCUGGGAGAGUGGAAAUAAAACAUGAGGAGCAGUGGGGGACUGUAUGUGAUGGUGAUUGGAAGAUAGAAGAUGCUGAGGUUGUUUGUAAGCAACUUGGAUGUGGAUCUGCUGUUCAGGCUCUUAAUCAAGCUCCUUUUGGAGAAGGAUCUGGACCAACAUGGCUAUAUCGAGUUGAUUGCCGUGGUGAUGAAUCUGCUCUCUGGAACUGCUCACAUCCAGGGUGGGGUAUAUUUACCUGCCCUCACUAUUUUGAUACUGGAGUGAUCUGCUCAGGUUUCUCCGGGCUGCGUCUGACAGGAGGGGACAGUGCCUGCUCAGGACAUCUGGAAGUAAGGAAAGAAGAAAGCUGGGCUGCGGUCUGUUAUUCACAUAUUGAUUUCAAAGCUGCAUCUGUUAUAUGCAAUGAGUUAGAAUGUGGGCAGGCUGUGGAUAUCUUGAGAGGAACUCACUUCGAAGAAGGACGUGAGCUGAUCUGGCAGGAAGAGUUCCAGUGCUAUGGCGGGUACAGGCUGGCAAAUGGCACUACCACAUGUUCAGGGAGAGUAGAACUUCUUCAUGGAGGCAUGUGGGGAAUUCUUUGUGACUACAUGUGGGACCUCCCAGCUGCCAAUGCCCUCUGCCAACAGCUGGACUGUGGAGUUGCCCUAUCGAUCCCAAGCGGACAGUCCUUUGGGAAAGGAAAUGGAUCAUUCUGGAAUGGCACAUUUGGAUGUGAAAAGAAUGGCUCAUGGCUGAGAGACUGUCGUGUUGGUGUGCUGGGUCGCACUGACUGCCCUGCUGGAAAAGAUGCUCGUGUGGUGUGUUCAGGGUGUCAAGGGGCUAGGUUGGUGAAUGGCACCACAUGCUCUGGAACAGUGGAGAUCCGACAUGGAGACAAAUGGGGAAAACUCUGUGGCUCCCACUGGAAUUUGCAAGCUGCCAGUGUCCUUUGUAAUCAGCUCAACUGUGGCUACGCAAAGUCCAUUCAAAUAGGACAGCAUUUUGUGGAUGGAAAUGGACCUGUAUGGAGAGACGCUUUCUACUGUGAAGGAACUGAGUCCUGCCUGUGGGACUGUGCUCACAUGACUUUGGGCAAUCCUUCCUGUUCAGCCAGAGAAGCAGCCACUGUUGUUUGCUCAGGCCUUGCUGAAUCACUCAGACUUGCAGGUGGAGAGAGCCGCUGUGAUGGACGAGUUGAAAUCUCACUCUAUGGCAUGUGGAGAAGAGUUCUGGAUGAUGACUGGGACAUUAAAGAUGCUAAUGUGGUCUGCAGACAGCUGCAGUGUGGAAUUGCCGAUAAAGCCUAUUACCCUUCAAGGUCUGAACGAGGGAUGGGUCUUGUUGGUUUAAGAAGUGUCCAGUGUUAUGGAAAUGAGACUCAGCUGAUGCUCUGCAAGACCUCCUAUUCUGGAACAGUGCCAGUAGGAGUUGCUGAGGACGUUGGUGUGAUAUGCUCAGGGAGCAGGCAGAUCAGGCUGGUGAAUGGGACAAAGCGCUGUGCUGGGAGAGUGGAGCUUUAUCAUGAUGGCAUAUGGGGAACCAUUUGUGAUGAUGCCUGGGAUCUAUCAGAUGCCAAUGUUGUUUGCAAACAGCUGGGAUGUGGGCAUGCCAUCCAGGCUUUUGCCUCUGCUCAUUUUGGAGAAGGCUCAGGACACAUCUGGCUGGAUGAUGUGAACUGCACUGGGAAUGAAUCUGAUCUCUGGACAUGUUCCUCCAGGGGAUGGGGCAAGCAUAACUGCCGACACAAAGAAGAUGCUGGAGUCCUCUGCUCAGAGUUCCUGGCUCUAAGGCUGGUGAAUGGAGGUGACUGUGCUGGGCGGCUAGAAGUUUUCUACAAUGGGACAUGGGGAAGCAUUUGCUCCAAUCGGAUGUCUCAACUCACUGCCAUAACUGUAUGCAGACACCUGAACUGUGGAGAUGGUGGAGAAAUUGCAGGAGACUUCCAGUAUGGCAGAGGUUCUGGGCCCACAUGGCUAGACCACAUUGAGUGCACUGAGCAGCAUAGCUUGCUCUGGCAAUGUCAGUCAGACCCCUGGCAUCCUCAGUCAUGUGAUAAUCGAGCAGAAGAGACACAUAUUUCUUGCACUGAAAAGGAGAAGUUACGUGUUACAGGAGGAGAGGAUGGAUGCUCAGGCAGAGUGGAGAUUUGGCACCAAGGUUCCUGGGGAACAAUCUGUGAUGAUUCCUGGGACAUGGCAGAUGCUGAUGUUGUAUGCAGACAGCUGGGUUGUGGAUCUGCUGUGUCUGCUUUGAGUGAAGCUGCUUUUGGGAAAGGGACUGGUCCCAUCUGGUUGGAAAAAGUGCACUGCAAAGGGACAGAGCUGUCUCUUUGGGACUGUCCUACCCAGUUCUUAUCCAACAAGAACUGUGAUCAUAAGGAAGAUGCUGCAGUGGAUUGUUCUGAUCGUCCCCGUCAACCUGCAAAACAGAGUGAGAGAGUCACGACUCCUGUCAUCCUCUGCAUUAUCCUGGGGUCCCUUCUCUGCCUGGUCCUUGCCAUUCUCUGCAGACAGUUCCAGACUGCCAGGGCACAGCAGAGAGGCUCCAGACAAUCCUUUGACCCCUUCUCAGAGGCCGUCUAUGAAGAAAUCAAUUAUAACCUGAUGAAGGAGAAGCAACAGAUAACUGCCCUUUCAGAGGGUUCACCAACAAAAGCAGAGUUUUACAGUGGGAACAGCAACGAAAAUGGUUCUGGAGUAACACAAGAUAAUGGAAUAUGGACUGGCCCUAAAAAGAAAGAGAUCCAAUUACUGCUCUCAUUAGGGGAAGAUCUCUUCCCAUUAAGAUUAAUGCCUGUAACUGUUCCAGAAGUCCUUUCACUGCCUGGAAAUACUCUGGAAGAUAAUUAUGAUGAUGUGACAGAAGCUCCUGAACCAAAAGAUGAUCCUCUUUCUGAGAAGAAUGAUCAGGAAAUCAUUGUGGUCAUUGAAGAAAGUCAUGGAAAUGGGGAUUCACAGACUGUUUGGAAUCCUAAUGAACCAGGAAACAGGACCUCUGAGACUGAGAGAAAGGAUUCAUUCCCUCAUCUUGAAGAUAUAUCUUAUGAUGACAUUGAAGAGCUGGGACACUGA